CCUCUAUAAAAACCAGGGCCACACACCCAGGGUGCUGUCUGCUGUAGUCUACUGGGUGCAGAAGACACACGCUCUCUCUCUCUCUCUCUCUGUCUCUGAAGCCUAGACAUACGCAAGCAGGAUGAAGCUGUUGAUCUUGGCGGCUGCCCUGCUGGCCGUGACCAGUGCUGCCAGCAUAUCUCUGGAGGACCUGGAGUUCCACGCGUGGAAACUCAAGUUUGAAAAGGUGUACAGCUCAUCUGCAGAGGAGGCCCAGCGUAAGCUGACCUGGCUGUCCAACCGCAAGACGGUCAUCGUCCACAACAUGCUGGCUGACGAGGGAAUCAAGACCUACCACCUCGGGAUGACGUUCUUCGCCGACAUGACCAACCAGGAAUACAGGAGCACCGUCUUCCAAGGCUGCUUGGGAGCCUUCAACAGCAGCAAGGCCCAGCGAGGCAGUGCGUUCCUCCGGCAGGCAGGGGGCGCCACUCCCCCCCCGGAAGUGGACUGGAGGACGAAGGGCUACGUCACCGAUGUCAAGGACCAGAAGCAGUGCGGCUCCUGCUGGGCCUUCAGCACGACGGGCUCCCUGGAGGGGCAGAACUUCAGGAAGACGCAGAAGCUGGUGUCCCUGAGCGAGCAGCAGCUGGUGGACUGCUCCGGUGACUACGGCAACGAAGGCUGCGGAGGCGGGCUGAUGGACCAGGCCUUCCAGUACAUCAUCGCCAACGGGGGCAUCGACACCGAGGAGUCCUACCCUUACGAGGCCGUGGACGGAAAGUGCCGCUUCAAGCCCGACAGCAUCGGAGCCACCUGCUCUGGGUACGUGGACACGCCCCCCUCGGACGAGAGCGCCCUGCAGGAGGCCGUCGCCACAGUGGGACCCGUGUCCGUCGCCAUCGACGCCGGGCACCUCUCCUUCCAGCUCUACCAAUCCGGUAUCUACAACGAGCCGGAGUGCAGCAGCAGUGACCUGGACCACGGCGUGCUGGCGGUGGGAUACGGCACAGACAAGGGGCAGGACUACUGGCUGGUGAAGAACAGCUGGGGCCUUGCCUGGGGUGACCAGGGCUACAUCAAGAUGACCAGGAAUAAGAAAAACCAGUGCGGCAUCGCCACGGCAGCCAGCUACCCCCUGGUGUGAAGCAGAGAGGUGUGACCUCACAAUGGACAGGUCUGGUCUGACUGUUCCCUCAUGAUUUUAUUUGAAGCUUAAAAAGGGAAGAUAUACGCUGCACCUUACUGAAACAAUAACACCAAAUAUGACAAAUACCUCAUCUAAAGAUGGCCCUGGGACAUCCCGUACCCCCUCCAGUGGUUGAUGAAGUUUACAUAACUGCACUGAUUUUUUUUCUCUUUACUUCGAACACAGCUGGUACUGUGACAGUACCACUGAGGCCUGGCCAAGCACUUUAAACCUUUAAACAUGCCCGUGUCAAAUUGACCGAUAGUGGUUUGUCGACAUUCAUUUUGUUUUCUUUAAUGCAAAGGUUGUAUGUACGACGUUACCCACGCCAAAUACUUAAAUGCAAUAAAAUACAAAUAACGAUUAAA
Messenger RNA from Conger conger (European conger), 1536 nucleotides. Its product is annotated as procathepsin L-like. Gene Ontology annotation, cellular component: lysosome. Gene Ontology annotation, molecular function: cysteine-type endopeptidase activity. The transcript is spliced from 9 exons. The record is from RefSeq and is a predicted model, not a curated record. Lineage: Eukaryota; Metazoa; Chordata; Actinopteri; Anguilliformes; Congridae. Gene Ontology annotation, biological process: immune response. Bases 122 to 1126 code for a protein of 334 amino acids.